Molecule: messenger RNA, 842 nt
Organism: Myodes glareolus (Bank vole)
Lineage: Eukaryota; Metazoa; Chordata; Mammalia; Rodentia; Cricetidae
Gene: Sfta2
Product: surfactant associated 2
Source: RefSeq, a predicted model, not a curated record
CAUACACACAUGCAGGCAAAUCACUCACUCACAGAAAAUAAAAUAGAAAUGAAAUCUCAAAGAUGGAAACUCUCCGCUGCCCAGGUUUCCCACCUGGAAAGUCACUGAGACUGAGCUGUCAAGACACCAAGAGGGGCAGGGUGAGGCCCCACCCACCCCUCCCUUUGGGGCACGCAUUUCAGAGCCCUUCUCUGGCAGGAAUGAUGACAGCUAAGAACGGUUAAUCAUUAACCCCUCAAGAGCCACUGAGGGACCCAGGCUUGGGUGGGGCCUGGCACUUGCAGGAGGGCCCCCACUUGUCCCUACCUCUCUCUCCUCUGAGGUCUGAAGCAAACAAUGGGGGGUACCCCUCCACAUUACCCUGGAGCCAGUGAGAGGCCCUCUCCAGGGUCAUGGGAACCACUCUAGGAGAACUGGAAAAUCCAGUUGCUGGGUCUCUUGGUGCCCCCCACACCAGUGCUGAGGGCCCAGGUAAAGAGUGGCUGUUUCCACUUCCCUUCUGCCUUUGGAGAAGUGAGGUAGCCACAAUGGGGUCUUUGAUGCCCCUCUUGCUCCUCCUGGCUCUCCUCAACAGCUCACAUGCAACAGGGUCAAAGGUUAUUCUGAAAGUAAAGCUUGCGGAAGUUUUCCAGGCCAAGGCCUCCCAGGACUCCAGCUUUCUGGGCAUGCUCGAAAAGAUCUGCCUCCUCCUCCACCUCCCAUCGGGGACCAACAUGACCCUCCAUCACAAGGGGCCACCACACCAUCUCACCUGCAGAACCUGAAGGCAGCUGAAUUCAGCUUUCGGCUUUGGGGAGUGGGUAACGAGAGUGAGCUGGCCUUGACCUAGCAGACCCUCGCCG